CCCCCCCCCCGAAUUGAACGAUUUGAUAUGCAAAUUUUUCCUCGGUGUUCGGAAAUCUGAUGGUUCCAAUUACGAACCGAAUACAUUAAGAACAUUCAUGAGUAGCUUUGACAGACAUUUACGGAGAAUGAAAUAUGGCAAACAAAUAAUAUCAAGUUUGGAAUUUUCUAAAGUUAGGGAAGUAUUAAAAGCAAAACAAAAGGAUCUGAAAAGCGAGGGGAGGGGCAAUAUAUCAAAAAAAUCAGACGCCUUAACGGACGAAGAAAUAAAUCAAUUAUGGGAAAAAGAACUGUUGGGUGUAAACAAUCCCGAGAGUGUGAUUAAUUCCCUGUGGCUUUUUAACACCAUAUAUUUUGGCUUAAGGGGCUCCGACGAACACAGAUCAAUGUCAUGGGGGACAUUUCUUCAAAAAGACAGCAGCGGUGCCGAAUUUUUAACCUUCAAUGAACGUCAAUCAAAAACCCGACAAGGGGCAAAUCCUCGAGACAUUCGCGUUGUCAAACCAAAAAUGUGGGAAAAUUUAGAAGUACCUAAUCUUUGUCCAAUUAAAAUAUACAAAUUUUACCAAGAAAAAAGACCCUCUGAUUUCUGCAAUCCCGAUGACCCGUUUUAUUUGGCAACUCACACUCAACAAUGCGCGAUGACACAUAAAGACCAAUGGUUUAAAAGACAGCCCAUAGGUGUCAAUAAAUUGGGAUCGAUUAUGAAAAUAAUGACAACUUCAGCGGGGAUUGUUGGCGAGAAAAAAUUAACAAAUCACAGUGCUUGCAAACAUCUGGUUCAAAAAUUAAGCGAAAAUAACGUACCUGCCAACCAGAUCAUGCAAAUCACAGGACACAAAAAUAUCCAGUCAAUUAACAACUACAGCAGUUUAAAUGAAAUCCAGCACAGAAAUAUUUCAUCAAUUCUUUCGAACCCAACAGCACCCCAAUGUUCCUCAGGAUCCGCCACUUUCCAAUUCACCCAAAACAACACUGCCUUUCGAAACACUUUAAAUAACACAGGAGCCACAAGCACAACAAUAAACGUGACAGGGGGUGUCCAAAACCUGGUCAACGGAAAUAUUUUAGGUGGAAAAAUCAUCGUUAAUAUCCAAAACGAACCGAAUUCUGCAUCCAAAAAAAGGCCGCGUGUUAUCUUUGACUCUGACUCGGAUGAAUGACUUAGGCCGUUGAUUUAAACAAAGGCGAAAUUAUACAAUUCCAGAUGUCCAAAGUAACAAUUAAUAUAAAAACAGCGUAUGAUAUUUUGCACACUGUCUUUCAUAGAUUAUUAAAACACUGAUCAAAAAUGAUAUGUUUGUUUGUUUGGCUUGGAACUCUUUCGUCAUGCGUAAUAUUGUUGACAUCACAAAAAUGUGUGUUGUGCGGCUUGAUAACACGAAGAUUUAAUGUGUAGAAAUAACGAAGUUUAACAAGUUAAGUUGGUUAAAACAUGUGAUAAAAAGAAUCUCUCAUGGUUUGUGAUGGUAUAUGAUUUUUAUCCAACUCGUUGUGUGUUUUCUAUCCCCGAGCCAAGUAUACCAUCACAAACCAUGAGAGAUCCUAUAUAUACACAACAUAUUUUUGUUAUCAUUUGUGUAUGUAAAGCUUACGUAUCUUAUAUUCAUUCGCAGCACUUACAGCUAGUAAUAUACUUAUAUUAGAAAUAAUCAAUGUACAAUAAACGGGAAAUAACUUUAUACGCUGAUUUGUUCAAUAUGUUCAAUACACAAACUCCCUCAAUUAAACUUGAACUAAGUUCUAUUUUAAUCUUCGUAUCUCAUGCGUGCUACAUUGAAAUAGGAACCUUCAUAAAAAAAUAAACUAUUGGUUCAGUAAUUACUCGUUCUAUCAAAUUGCCAACUUCGAUUUUCAUUCUGUUUCUUUUAAAACAUUAUUGGUAAUUAUGAUCAUAGUGUAAUUACUGUGGAAUCAUCAGAAUUCGUGGUGGCUGAAUUUUCGUGCAAUUAGUGAGUACCUCUCAUCCACGAAUAAAUAAAUUAGGGUAAUAAAGUCUUAUUUCCUAUUGUAUGUAUAAAAUAUUACACGAAAUUAAGUCCCAACGAAUCACAAUCCAUAAACAUUGGCCCCUUCGAAAUUUAAUGAUUCCACAGUAUCGAAUAAACUUUCACUAUUUUAAGUCACGUGUGUUUAGUAACAAUAUUAGUUAUCGCACUUGUGUUGAAACCAAAUAAAACAUCUA
Messenger RNA from Magallana angulata, 2184 nucleotides. RefSeq lists its product as uncharacterized. Gene Ontology annotation, biological process: DNA integration; DNA recombination. The coding region runs from base 98 to 1162 and encodes 354 amino acids. Gene Ontology annotation, molecular function: DNA binding. The record is from RefSeq and is a predicted model, not a curated record. The transcript has a single exon. NCBI's taxonomy places the organism in Eukaryota, Metazoa, Mollusca, Bivalvia, Ostreida, Ostreidae.